GAAUUCAAUGCAAAAAUGUUGUAAACAUUGAGUGAAAAAUACAUUCAAAUUACACAACAAAUGCCAAAACAUUUGAAUAAAUAAUAUUUUGUUGUCUUCAGUGUCACACUAAUUGUCACCCAAAUUGGUCACCCAUUGAGUGCAAUCAUGAAAAGUCAUUAUAAGGUUGUAGUGUUGGGCGCCAAACAAACGGGCAAAACAUCAAUAUUGGAUCAAGUGAUCAACGGAUCCAAACACAAGUUCAGCACAAAUUACGAGCCGACCAUUGAAGACAUCUUUGGCGCCGUCAUCGACACUGACAGACAAACCAAAGAGAAGAUCUAUUUAUUUGACUUUUCAGGAAUGAGUGCUCCUCUCAAUAUCGACGCCAUUAAGACAUACUUGGCUUUUGCAGACGCUUUUAUAUUGGUUUACGCCAUAAACGACAAGAACUCGUAUUUGAUUGUCGAUCACAUCAAGAAAGCGAUCGACAGAUAUAAAGAUAAAAGAGAUAUGCCAAUUAUAACAAUUGGCAAUAAAGUGGACCGUUUUCGGGAACGUCAGGUCGAUUGCGACGAAUCUCAAGGUUGGGCACAACGGGAAAAGACACGACUCUUUGAGGUGACGGCCACUGAACGCAAAUCGCUUAUCGAACCGUUUGUCUAUUUGGCCUCAAAGCUGAAUCCACCGCAAAAUAAGACAACAUUUCCUCAAUUACACAGAAAGGGAAAGACCGGCAACAUAUUGGGUUCACUCGAGUUAUGAAUACUAUUAUCAUAAAAGUGGUACCAAAAAAGUGAGGUUUUCUUUUUGAAUCUUAAAAAAGUAUUUUUCUAUUUAUUGUAGACAUUAGAUAUAAAUCUCAAAUCUAUUGCUUAUAUUUUAUACAAAACAUUGUAUUAUUUGUUG
Messenger RNA from Oppia nitens, 888 nucleotides. It is a transcript of the gene kappaB-Ras, whose product is annotated as NF-kappa-B inhibitor-interacting Ras-like protein 1. Gene Ontology annotation, biological process: canonical NF-kappaB signal transduction. The transcript is spliced from 4 exons. The record is from RefSeq and is a predicted model, not a curated record. Gene Ontology annotation, molecular function: GTP binding; GTPase activity. Bases 148 to 744 code for a protein of 198 amino acids. NCBI's taxonomy places the organism in Eukaryota, Metazoa, Arthropoda, Arachnida, Sarcoptiformes, Oppiidae.